AUGCUUCAUCCUGAUGAGUGGGCUUUUGGUGGCGCUUCCUUAUUAAAGACGGAUUUAGUUUCAAAUACAACGCGAUUCAAGAGACAGACCGCAAAAAUGGAGAAAAUGAAGGUUUCCGUGACAGCUCCACAAACCAUACCACGUGCAAACGACACCAAAGAAUCCCUUGCACGGAUAAUUUCUGACGGUACCUGCUUCAUUGGGGACAAAAUUGGAACUGCAAGAUUUCUGUGUCACAUUCAGAGAUUUCAAUGGUUAUUCAACGAAGAAUUAAUUAAUCAGACGAAAACAAGGAAGUUAGAAUGGUACGAAGCCUUUGAUUAA
Molecule: messenger RNA, 324 nt
Organism: Dovyalis caffra
Lineage: Eukaryota; Viridiplantae; Streptophyta; Magnoliopsida; Malpighiales; Salicaceae
Source: the annotation of a GenBank genome assembly